GUAGUUUCUUUAACAAGAACCGAUAAAAAAGGCCGAGAAGGAAAAGAGAAAUUGAUCAGCGAUAUUCAAGAUUGCGUUGAUAACUUUAGUUACUUGUACUUGUUCUCAGUCAAAGACAUGCGUAAUACGCAUUUGAAGCAGGUUCGUAGUGACUUUAAGGAUUCUCGCUUCUUUUAUGGCAAGAAUCGAGUUAUGGCCAAAGCUCUUGGCACAACACCCGAAACAGAGUAUAAAGAUGGAUUGUCUGGAAUAGCAAAGCAAUUAACAAAUGAAGUUGGCCUACUCUUUACAAACAAAGGCCCACAAGAAGUGGAAACAUACUUUAAUGAUUUUGUACAGCCGGAUUAUGCUCGAUCUGGUGCUGUUGCUUCACAGACAGUCACUUUACCUGACGGUCCCGUGAAACGUGGAGUUGACCCGAUGCCUCACAAUAUGGAACCUCUUAUUCGAUCACUUGGAAUGCCAACGGCCUUGAAAAAUGGUAUUGUAACAUUACUUGUGCCAUACACUAUUUGUAAUGAAGGGGACGUUCUGACUACCAACCAAGCACAUCUUUUAAAGCUAUUUUAUCAUCAGCUCGCUGAAUUUAAGGUUGAUAUCAUUAGUUAUUAUCAUCAAGGCCAGGUUUACCAGUUAUAG
Rhizopus microsporus ATCC 52813 is the source of this 639-nucleotide messenger RNA. RefSeq lists its product as uncharacterized. Gene Ontology annotation, biological process: nuclear-transcribed mRNA catabolic process; ribosomal large subunit assembly; ribosomal large subunit biogenesis. The transcript has 3 exons. The record is from RefSeq and is a predicted model, not a curated record. The annotation marks the transcript as partial. Gene Ontology annotation, cellular component: preribosome, large subunit precursor; nucleolus. Gene Ontology annotation, molecular function: RNA binding. NCBI's taxonomy places the organism in Eukaryota, Fungi, Mucoromycota, Mucoromycetes, Mucorales, Rhizopodaceae.